Lachnellula hyalina is the source of this 930-nucleotide messenger RNA. RefSeq names its product Quinone oxidoreductase. The coding region runs from base 1 to 930 and encodes 309 amino acids. The transcript is spliced from 2 exons. NCBI's taxonomy places the organism in Eukaryota, Fungi, Ascomycota, Leotiomycetes, Helotiales, Lachnaceae. The record is from RefSeq and is a predicted model, not a curated record.
AUGCUAGCCCUAACCUCCAUAACCGGCAAACUAGGCAACGCAGUCCUCUCCGCAAUCCAAGAACACGACCUCUUACCCCCCUCCCGCCUAAUCCUCUGCACCUCCUCAGACCCAUCCUCACCCCGCUGGAACACCCUCAAAUCGCAAGGCGCCCAACUCCGGCACUUCAACUUCAACGCUCCAGACCCAGCCACCUUUGCCGGAUGCGAGAAAUUAUUCUUAGUCUCCACUCCCAACAUCGCCUUGGAUUUCAACGAUGCGCCAGAGGGUAAAGGGAGAGAGAGCGCGCAUAUAGCCGCUAUAAACGCGGCUGUCACCGCGGGUGUAUCGCAUGUUUAUUAUACAUCGUUGGCAUUUGGGGCUAAUUCGAGCGCGGGCGUGAUGCGUGCGCACUUGCGGACGGAGAAGUAUUUAAGAGGGUUGGAAGAGCGGGGCAGGGUGAAGGUCACGGUUAUUAGGGAGGGGUUGUAUAGUGAGAGCUGGCCGCUGUACUUGGGGUAUUUUGAACUUGCUGGGGGGGAUAAGAGAGACGAGAUUAUCCUAGCGGGGGAUGGCAGGGUCUGCUGGACUGCGAUUCGGGAUUUGGGGCUCGGGACUGCAUUGGUUUUGGUGGAUGGGAGUGAGACGUGGGCAGGGAAGACUUUUUAUUUGAGCGCGCCGCCGGAGAUGGGGCGGUCGUUGCGGGAGAUUGCGGGGUUGGUGGGGAGGGCGAGGGGGGAGGGAGCUGAGGGUUAUGGUUGUAGGGAGGGAAGAUAUUAUGUUGGGAGAGGGAGGGAGAGAAGUGCGGUGGAGUGGUGGAGUAGCAGUUACCCCGCGCUGGAGGAGGGGGAGUGUGAGAUUCGGGAUGGGACGUUGGGGGAGCUACUUGCGAGUAGAGGGGUGACAUUGAAGCCGGUCGAGGAGACGGUGAAGGAGAUGUUCGGUGUUUGA